Messenger RNA from Pelobates fuscus (common spadefoot toad), 2543 nucleotides. RefSeq names its product oocyte zinc finger protein XlCOF22-like. The coding region runs from base 231 to 2450 and encodes 739 amino acids. The transcript is spliced from 3 exons. Lineage: Eukaryota; Metazoa; Chordata; Amphibia; Anura; Pelobatidae. The record is from RefSeq and is a predicted model, not a curated record.
ACAUUGUUGCGAAGAGAUCUGAUGAUCCUACAAUACAGAGAAGCAGUCCCUGUGUGUUAAGAGGAUCCUGCAAGACCCAGAGCUCCAGCACAGUGUGUCCAUCUCACUCACUGAUACAAGAGGGAAACAAUGAGCAGAACAUCCUGGAACUGACCAAUCAGAUCAUCCACCUGCUGACUGGAGAGGUUUGGAAGUAUUUGAAAGGGCAAAAUGAAACUUACAAGGAAGUGAUGGAGAGUCACCAACCCCUCAUCUCCUUGGUAGAUGAUUCCAUAAUGAGAGAUGAAUUGUAUACUUCAGUUUCUUCUGCGGGUUAUAUAACUGAAGAUUCCAUCACAAUUAAUAAAAAAAUAGACUGUUUGGCAGUCAGUACACCAAGCAGUAAAUCACAUAAUGAUUAUCAUGAAAUCACAGAAUCCGAAGAAGUAAAUUUCAUAGACAUUAAUUCAUCCAUAGAACCUAUACAGACUGAAGAUCCAUCCUCUGAUAUUAAGGAGGAAUCAGACUCGUGUGACGAAGGAAAUCUCCCAGACACAGACAUUUAUAUACCCACAGACGAUGCACCGAUAGAAUACCCAUCUACUCAUAUUAAGGAGGAAUCCGACUCGCAUGAGGAAGGAAGUCUCCCAGACACAGACAUUUAUACAACCACAGAAGAUGCACCGAUAGAAUAUAUUUCUACUCAUAUUAAGGAGGAAUCCGACUCGUAUGAGGAAGGAAGUCUCCCAGACACAGACAUUUAUACAACCACAGAAGAUGCACCGAUAGAAUAUAUUUCUACUCAUAUUAAGGAGGAAUCAGACUCGUGCGAGGAAGGAAAUCUCCCAGACACAGACAUUUAUACACCCACAGAAGAUGCACAGAUAGAAUAUCCAUCUACUUAUAUCAAGGAGGAAUCCGACUCAUUGGAAGAAACACAUGUUGUUGAAGCUGCCAUUUAUACAAUCGAUAGAGAUAUACAAAUGGACUAUACAUCAAAGUGUCAAUCAGCAUCAAAUGAAAAACCAACUCUCAUGAACACGGAUAUUUAUAUACACACAGGCCAAACACAGACAGAAUAUCCACCUGACCUUAUUAAGGAAGAAUCAGCCUCAUGUGAAGCCAGCACUCUCACGAUCACCAAGGUCUAUACACCCACAGGAGAUAAGCAGAUGGACUAUACAUCAAAUAAUGAAUCCCCAUCCCCAUCACCUAAACAAGGAAAUCUCAGAGAAGCUAAAAUGUACACACCCGCGGAACAUCCACAGACCAAAUAUCCAUCUGCUCGUAUUAAGGAGGAAUUAGCCUCAUGUGAAGAUGGAAAUCCCCCUACUUUGGACCUUCUUACCCCCAUGUGUCAUAUUGGAAUUCAAAAUAAAGGAAAUAGUUACUCCUUUGAUGGUGCUAAGGCUUCAUCUACCAAUUCAGAGCUUGUUAAACAGAAGAGUGUCAACAAAGGAAAUAAAUUGACUAGUACAGAUUACAUUAGACGUGAGUGUUUUAAGCAGAAAUCACAUUUUAGAAGACAUAGAAAAGCUCCCAAAGAAGAGAAGACAAUUUCUUGUUCUGAAUGUGGGAAAUGCUUCGCUCAAGUGACAAAUCUGAAAAUACAUCAGAGGAUUCACACAGGAGAGAAACCGUUUUCAUGUUCAGAAUGUGGGAAAUGUUUUAGUGAUCUUUCAAAUUGUAAGCGUCAUCUGCAGACUCACACAAGAGAGAAACCAUAUUCAUGUUCAGAAUGUGGGAAAUGUUUUAGCAACCUUUCAAAUUUUAAGCGUCAUCAAAAGAUUCACACAAAAGAGAAACCAUUUUCAUGUGCAGAAUGUGGGAAAUGUUUUAGUGACCUUUCAGGUUUUAAGCAUCAUCAGAAGGUUCACACAGGAGAGAAGCCAUUUUCAUGUUCAGAAUGUGGGAAAUGUUUUAUUGAUCUUUCAAAUUUUAAGCGUCAUCAGAAGAUUCACACAAGAGAAAAACCAUAUUCAUGUUCAGAAUGUGGGAAAUGUUUUAGUGCCAUUUCAAGUUUUAGACAUCAUCAGAAGAUUCACACAGGAGAGAAACCGUUUUCAUGUUCAGAAUGUGAGAAAAGUUUUAUUAACAUUUCAAAUUUUAAGCGUCAUCAGAAGGUUCACACAAGCGAAAAACCAUAUUCAUGUUCUGAAUGUGGGAAACGCUUUAUUGACCUUUCAAAUCUUAAGCAUCAUAUGAAGAUACAUACAGGAGAGAAACCAUUUUCAUGUCCAGAAUGCGAGAAAUGUUUUAAUGAUCUUUCAAAUCUUAAGCGUCAUGUGAAGAUUCACACAAGAGAGAAACCAAUUUCUUGUUCUGAAUGUGGGAAAUGCUUCACUCAAAUAUCAGAGCUUAAGAAACAUAUGAGGAUUCACACGGGAGAGAAACAAUUUUCUUGUUCUGAAUGUGGGAAAUGCUUUGCUCAAAUGUCAAAGAUGAAGAAACAUAUGAGGAUUCACACAUGAAUGAAUUAUCUUGCUAAGAACAUAGAAGGAUCUUUUAAUUUAACACUUCUUACAUUUCAGAGGAUUCACACUGGGUAGCAUUUUUUUUUUUAG